ACUGCUGACCACAACAACAACAGACAGGUGGAUCCUCACACUGAUUACCUUGAUAACACCUGUGAAGCUAUUAACAAAAAUGUGAAAACCGGAAAAAUGUAUUCUCUACAAACAUUAUUUCUGAUAAUAGUGGUCCUCUACUAUAUUAUCACAAGGGGCUUUCCAAGACUUCUCUCAUGGCUGAUUGUGGCCAAGUACCAGACAGAGAUCAAGAUAGGAAGAAUAUCUCUGCUGCGACUCAGUUUUGAGGAGGUCCUUAUUAAGAAAUCUGGCCUUAGUAUUAAAGUUGAUAGGGUUGGUGCUACUAGCAGCCUUUUUAACCAAGAGGAAAGAAAAAUAUUUGCUAUUAAGGUGCAUGAUGUUCGUAUUGAAAAGGAGGUGUGUGAUAAACGGGGCAAAGGAGCUCAAGCUGAAGCUGGAAGUAUGGAGGCCAUGUUUGCUGCUGCAUCCACAUCAAAUUCAGCUUCACAGCUUGAACCAGAAGUUAUUAAACUCAGAAUCUCACCAUCCGUCGUGACUCUUGCACAGUUCUUUGGGAUGCACAUUAUGAGUGUGAGUGUGAUGUAUCUACGGGAGAAGUGGCCCGAGUGUCUCCUUCAUGCUUCAGCAGAGAAGAUCACCGUGGAGGGAGCUACAUUAAACCAGUCUAAUAUUGCUGACUUCAGUCCCUCCUACAUAUAUCUGAAAGUAAGUGUAAGUGGAGCCCACCUCAAGGUACUUCAGCAUGUAGGAGGAGAUGAGAAGAAAGCAGCAGCAUCUGGUGGAAUUUCUGGCCCUGGUCAAGAUCCAUCACUUGUGGAGUGUGCGGUGUCACUCAAGCUGUCUGUUGAGGCUAAUGCUGAAACUGUAGCUGCCAUGGAAAACAUCUCUAUGCAGUUGAAUCAACCGCAGGUUACUAUACGGGAGCGAUUGUUUACAUUCCUAGAACACAAGGCACUUGCUGCUACACCUGUCGUCAGCCCUACACAUACUUCUUCCACCAAUAAGCCAUCAAUGCAGGUGUUGCUUCAUAGAUAUUGGCUGUUUCUUCCCUUGAAAUUUCAGGUGAAAGUAGAAGACAUUGGUGUGAAAUUUGUGAAUAGUCUUGGUCAGAUGGCCCUACAAGGAUCCCUAGCUGGUAUUGACCUCCAGACUCACCUUAACCGUGAGGGAGCAUUAGAGAACUUGCCAGCCCUUCUACCAGACUUCAGCACAGAGUUACAGGUGGAUAACACAAGAGUCCAGUAUACUCAUGACUCUUCAGUUUCUCUCAAUAGAUUUAACUUACAGACUCAGUUUGUUGGCGAUCGAGUCAAUAUGAAGAGUGAAUUCAGAUCCCUCCACAUAUCUUACGACCACCGUGAUCUAGGUGUCUGGACCACCUACAUGUCCCGACGGAAAUCUCUACCUCAUGUACAGAGUUAUGGUGCAGAACCAGGAAGCAGAGGGAAGACUGCAGCUUGGAAGACUCUGCUGCACCGGUAUUGUGUUGGUAUGAUUGUGGAAAUGUGGGAUGUUAGUUGUGGAGGAUCAAUGCCUGGAUCCUCAUCUGGUCAGACUACCCUCCAACACGCACGUUACUGUGUUGCAGUGUCUCAGUGGACUACACAAGUUGCUGGUGAAUUAAUUCUAGAAUCUUUAGUGGCCACUCUUGGACAAGUUCGGCAUAGUGUUGCACCGACAGUAUCAUCAGUAGCAGCUGCUGCAGCCCCCAAAAGAGUUCAUAUGUGGGGAACACCAGCCUGUAUUGGCCUUUGUCUUGUCCAGCUCUCCUCGAUGCCUCCUCCUAGUGGCAGGAGUAGUAAUUUCUUGCCUCCCCUCCAAGCUGAAGCACUAGUUGAUAAUAUGCAACUAGAAUGGAGUCCUGAAUUAGGUUCAUUCAUCACAUCUCUUGUUAGAUAUUCACAGGAGCUUAAACACUCCUCUAGAACCAUUAAACCUCAUAAGGUGCCGGAUGAAGCAAAUCCAGCCUCAGGAGAGACCUUCAACAGUAUUAGUGUUAACUGCACCAACAUCAACAUAUUUGCUGUAACAGAACAAAAGGUUUCCUUGAUGGCACGAGUUGAUAGUCUAGAGAGCCAGAAGACAGCCAAGAAUUCUAAAACAACAAUAGUAGGAACCAAGCUACUUCGGUUUGUUCCAUCAGGCAGUCAGUACACAUGUAUUAAGUCCUCAGAGAUUAAGGGUGAGUGUGGACAAGUAAGUGAGGUUGUCUUGGAAGUUGUGAAUGGAGAAGUGUUGAUUAAUGUAAGUAAUCAGCUGCACCUGACCUGGUCCACCACAACACACAUGACUCUCCUAACAUUAGCCCAAGAAUUGGCUGCUUUUCACAGGGAUGUCAAGCCAGUGUCAGUGUCGGAAAAGGAGCAAGGACCUGGAGAAGCAGCUGUUAAGGAUGAAGCUGAAGAACAAACGGGACUACAGCUUCAGUUGAUUGCCAGAGGAGACAUUAGAGUUGGGGCUGAGCUGUCAAAACGUCACCAGAUGUACUUUAUUCUGGGUGAGAUAACUUACCUGAUGGCCAGUGGAAGAAUAUCUUGUCAUUCAGAGGAACUCCAGAUCCAUUUUGAUGAACACAAGGUGAUGACUCUAACAGGCGGCAAACUCUCCCGAGCCCUCCAGUCCAGAGAAGUGCGGGAAGAGAGAGAGUCAAUGUCUGAAUUGAGUCAGAAACAGAAUAAGGCAUGGAAAUUAACGGUGGACACGUGGAAGCUAACUUUUCCGUAUGAGUACAAUUUUGCUGAAGCUUUCAGUGAUGAUCUCCUGUCUGUGGUCAAGUGGAUUAAGUUGGUACACAACCAUCGUCCUAAAGCCUUCACUGCCACCAGCCCACUGCCGCCUGAUGUUGUCAUAAGGGUACGGCAUUGGUUGAUGGAGAUUGGCGAUGAUCCAUUUGAGGUGAAGCUGCGGUACAACUAUGAACUACUGGAGGAUGAGUACAAGGAGAGUUGUAAACGGCUCAAAACCUUGGACAGCAGGAUAGAAGAGCUACGCAAGACCAUGUUCCUCUUUCCAACUGGGAAAAUUGAUGAACUCUACAAAAACUUACAAGAAAAGAACAGUGAGAUGUACAUUAAACGCUCCAAGUUGAUGUAUGAAUCGGCCCCAAUGCGAACUCAGCUGUUUACUUGGACUAUGGAAGAUGUCGUUAUCUUUGCUAUGGCUGACCCAACUUUCCAUGGUACAAGCAGAGUGCUGCAGCACAUGAUCGAUAUAGACCCUGAAUCACCAUGGCCGGAAGAAGAACAACAAGAGUUUUCCACUUUAUGGUGCCGGAUGGUGUCUGCAUCAUGUGCCGAAUGGAAGUUCAGGUUACGUGAUUAUCCUCAGUCUCUUUUAUACAUGAAGGACUUGGAGCUCUGGGGCCGAUUUAUUGGUGCUGAGCAGAAGGCCAGUAAAAGAGCAAUAAGAAAUGUGAAAGUUGAAGUAGGAGCCCCGUGGUCAGACGUUACAGUGGAAAGGACUAUGUCGGCUCUCAAGUUUUACCACGACUUUUCCUGUGAAGUCAAAACAUUUACAGCAGCUUAUGGACCGUGCUGGGAACCUGCUGUUGCUCAGUUUAACAUUGCAUUAUCCCUGAUCAACCAACCAUCCCAUGACCCUUCUACGCCUCUUCCAUGGUGGGAUAAGAUGCGACUCCUCUUCCAUGGACGACUGACGCUCAUGGUAGAGCGCAUGACUUUGCUGCUUCAUGCUUCCUUAGACCCUUAUAACACUACAGAAGAGAUGGAACUCACUUGGAUGAAUUUAACUAUGGACUGGAGUAAUGCAAAGUUGAUUUUUAAGGGGGAAUUAAAUGUGUAUGUACGAACGGCAUCUAAAUAUGAUGACGCCAGGCUCAUUCAUCUGCCCAACCUGAAGUUAACUGUCAAGAUGAAUUGGCAAUGUCAUGGUAACCCAAACGACCACCACUCAGUCAUGCUCUGCGCGCCAGAUAAACUUCCAGAAUAUUCAAGCAAUCAGGAACAUGAUUCAUACAGAGCAUUUCGUUCUCAACAUUUGAAUAUGAACAUUGGACUUGAAACGAGAACCCUGAAGAAGAAUAAUACCGUUAUUACUUCGGUCAUUGAAGCUCUGUUUUAUGGGAGCACUUUAAGGUGGUUCGAAAAUCUCAAGUUUAUUCUGUCUGGCGUGGCUCGUCCCACACGUCGUGGCCCUCUCUUCAACACCAACAAAGCACGCAAGCCUCAACUCUCCCGACACUACAAUACAAUGCAUCUGUCAAUUUCUUUCCAGAGGUUCGAUGUGAGGUACUGGAUGUCCGUUGGUGUUAAAAAGGGAUUUCAUCUCAGUGGGGAGCGACUUAUUCUCAGCUCAGAGCACAAUCUGUCGUUAAUACCUGUGAAUGAUGGGCUUCGACAUCGUCCUCGCAGUUGUUGGAAUAUAGUGUUCUUGAACUCUGAGCUUGGUCAUGCUCAGAUUUGGCUACAGAGUGUCUUGAAGGACUACACGUGCUUCCCAAAUGAUGAUGAGGAAGAAGAAGAAGAACAACUGGAACCACUCGCUCAGUCAGUUGAAAAGUUCUACUUCUUGAAUGUGAGUAAUGUGGCUUACAUGCGUGAGACCCUCAACCCAACUCCGUCCGGCACAAGCCAUGACCCAAGCCAACGUGAUACCCCGGAUCACCGUCUCGUGGUGUACGGCCUUAAGGGUGUGUGGACGACUAAUAACCGUGACAUUGUAUUAGCUCUCUAUGACUCCUGGACCAAAUCACAACAGUUGCGUCGUAACCUCACCCCUGAUAUAAUCAAGAGCUACAACCGUGAGGCUUCCACUCCACAGAAGCCUAGAAGUCGGUCCCUCACUGACACCAAUGCUUCCCAGAGCCUUACAUCACCCACUGCCUCAUUACAGGUACCCCCAGUACAAGCAACACCAUCACCAAUGUCUCGAUUGCAGUCUGGUCAUGCUCAAGCAAUGUUGCAACAGCUGAUUGCAGAAGCAGACAACAAUCAGGUGGCUUUCAGUGAGGAUUGCUCAAACACGGAACCAAGAGACCAGACAUUACAUGGGGUCAAGGCUUGUACAACCGAUGAUGUCAUUCACAAGAGGUGGCUUAUUGAGCUGGUCAAUAGUCAGGUGCUGCUUAAAGGUUGUGAGACGCAAGGCUACGUCAUUCUUAGUGCGGCCAAGGCACAGAUAACACAACGCAUUCAUCGGCCUGUCUGGCAGGAUCACUUUCUUGUUACUAAGACCACUUGGUAUGGGUCACUGGAGUGCAUGCAGUACUAUGCUACUGUCAGUGCUGGGGACAAGGAGACACAAAUGGACAACAUCAUGUGGCUAACAGUUGAUAAUAUAGAGGAGAAGGAUGGCCAAGUAAUCAAUGAGGUGGCAGAUAUUGUUGGCAGUGGUCAGUCAGUUGGUGGUGUUGUCUCACAAACAGUUGGAUCAAUGGAUGAGGGAGAUGAUGAACAUCAGCUGCAACGUAUAGUAUCCCGCUGCCACUGUGAAUUUUAUUAUGUAUCGUAUGGUGAGACUGGUCUGGACUUGUCACUCAUGGAAGAAGUCCAGCCUCCACUUCCAGAAGAUGACUUAUGGAACCGGAAUGUUGAAGCUGUUGAUACGUUCACUCUGAUGCACCAUGACCUGUGUGCCAGUACUAAUUCUUUACAGUACAAUAUGGUAGUUGACAUUUUGAACAACUUACUUCUCUAUGUGGAUCCAAAGAAGAAAGAAGCCACUGAGGGCAUAGCACGAAUGAGGUUCCAACUUCAGCUGUAUUCGAGAGAUGACCAGAGAAAGCCUAUCAUUAGGCUCCAAAACCAAGUCAGGUAUCACUUGUCCCAACUAAGAAGCUUGGAGAAAGAGGUGUACUUGGUUCAGAGGCAGCUGGAUAAGGAACCAAAUAAUGAACAAAAAAGGAAAGAGAAGCUCAAAUUGGAGGAGCAAGUGUCAGACUGCAAGGAGCAAGUGAACAGUCUGAGUGAAGAGUUAGCCAUGAGGAUUCACUGCUACAAUGAGAACCAGCUUUCUGCAAACCAUAAAUGGAUGGCUCUCGGCGGGGACAAACAGGUGAAAGUGAUUCGGAUGAAUGAAGUAUGCUUCAGAAAAGCCCAGUGGCGAUUGACGGAGGCAGAUGGUCAGCUGGGUAUUGCUGACUUGGUUUUGUCCAAUUUUCUGUACACUAAGAAGAACAAUGCAGAUGACAGUGGGGAACACCUCUUGGAGCUUGGCUAUGUGACCAUGAGGAACCUCUUGCCUAACCAGCCUUAUCAGGAGGUUCUCAUGCCAUCCGAGCUACAGUUGAAUAUGCCAGUUGAUCGACAGAGAACGCUGAGAAUAUUUUGCCGUGAAAAGCCACCUUGUGGAGGGAUAUCUAUUAUUGAACAUUUUGAAAUCAAUGUAGUUCCCUUGAAUAUUGCUCUGACAUACCAGUUCUUCAAGACUAUGAUGAAGUUCUGCUUCCCUGAUAAUGCAACAGAAGAAGAGCUGUCUGGUGUGGAAGUUGCAACAACUCAAAACUCUCGGGGCAGCAAGAAACAAGCAUCUCUGAGGAAAUCCCACAAGGAGUCAAACUUCUAUGUGUGUCUACAAGAUAAGGACGAUGUAGAAAUCAUGAAGCAACGGGCAGAACAGAACAAAUUAUUCGUUUACAUCAAGAUCCCAGAGCUACCUGUGCGUGUCAGCUACAAGGGCAAGAAAGAGAAGAAUAUAGAAGAUGUGUCCAACUUUAGACUGGUCGUUCCUACCCUUGAGUACCACAAUGUUACCUGGACUUGGCUGGACUUCCUUAUGGCCAUGAAACAGGAUUCCAAGUCAGCUCUUUUAUCACAGGCUAUUAAGCACAAAUUGAACCUGGCACACUUCCGGGCUGAUGAUACGUCCAUGCCCAAUGAAGAGGAAAAGGCCCGUCUCCUCCUCGGCAGCAAAUUAAUGCCUCCAGAGUCCAGAGGCACAAAGAAGAGCCUUUUUAAGUUUAACAGAUAGCCAAGAAGAUGGUAAGCUGGUGCUGAUGGUGCUUCACGUGGAAGUUGUUAAAAUGUCUUAUAAAGGAAAAUUUUAUUAAAGAUUAUACAUAUAUCAUGCGGUACUAUUCAUCUCAUUGUGAUAUAUGUGUUAUGUGAAUAUUUUAAGUUAAUUAUAAAUUCUAAUUAUUGUGGAUGAAAUGUAGAAUUUUAGGCUUUGAGCUGAAUUGAUAAUGUUCAAGUUUCUAGAAAGAUUUGUUUGAUUUAUCAUUCCUGUAGUAUGGAUGUUGAGGUACUCAAUACAGGUACCUGUACUGGUACCUUGAAAUUGUUGAAUGUGUAUGUGUGUGUUUAGAACAAGACAACUUCUUUAUUAUGCAGGAGUUCUACCAACAAGUGAAGUUCCUUGGCAAAUAUUUCUAGCCUUAAUCUUUUAUCUUAAUAUUUGGUGUGAGAUAGAACUUCUUACUGAUAUGUUGCUUGAGAAACUUGUCGUAAAUUUGAGAAAUAAUGUGCAUAUUGAAACUUGUCAUCAACUAAUAAUCUUAUAUCUCAUCCUGAUUAUUGACCAUCAUGGACCAGUAUUUAUAAGUAUCCUUAUAUACUUUUUUCUCCAUAAGACAAUCUCAUGACCACCUACAGAUCAAAACAAUGUGAAGUUUGAACUCUAUCUCUUGAUUUAACCAUUACAGUAUUCUUAUAAUUAAUAGAACUUUGCCAUCUAUGUCUACCCACAAAUAUGGUUGUAUUAUGGUUAUGACAGAAUCCGUUGUCUUUUGUUUGAUAACUUUAGGUUCCAUAUUAUUUUAAACAUGUUGAGUACUGUAUUUCAUAUUUGUAGUGAAGGUUAAUCAGGAAAAUAGAGUUUAGACUUCAUUUAUUGUGGUUCUAGUUUAGCGGUCAAUUGGUUGCUGGAAUAUCUUACACCCAUAGGAGGAGCAUUUAUUGUUGCAUGUAGAGGAUAAAGAGGAAAAUACAUACAGGACUACGGUAUACAGUACAGUAUCUUGUAUGAUCUAGAUAUGUAUGCUCAAUAUCUUUCCCAAGAAAUGUAGCGAAUGUACCAAUAAUUCCAGAUAUACAUGACAUCUUUUUUUAGCAAUGUGAUAAUUUGUAUGCAAUACUUUUGCUGUAUGUGUCUAUUUUAGAUUUGUUUAUAAAUUAAAUUGUUUUACUUGGCAAUUUAAAAAAAAAUGUUUAUGAAGGUUGUUUAAUUAUUUUUUUAUUAUAAAACUGAGUUAUUUUAAAUAAUACAUUAUAGGAAUCAUUGUGAAGACAGAGAUACCUGUUUAAUGUACAGUAUUGUUGUCUGUUGUGUAGCACUUUCAGUGAUGACAUAUUACUGAUCCACAUAGUGUCUGCAUGUGCCUUUUCAUGGUAACUUGUUGUCUUGGAGUUCAUGUUAGUUUUCAGAUACUGUUCAGUAUUUGUGACAUAUAGCAUCUGUAUACCACCCCUAAAAUUUUUUGACUGAUCUUUUUAGAUAUACAAAAGAAGAGAAAUCGGUAUAAUUCUGUAUGUGAAAUGAAAUACCGUACUGUACAUGAUUUACCGUAUUACAAUACAGUAAGACCCCCUGAGUCGGAAACCCCCAUUAGUUGGACUAAGGCCUGGGUCUGCCAUCACUCACCCUACACCUCAGAGUCAGAAUUGGUGUUAACCCUCGAUAUGCCACAUUGCAUUCUCAAUUCCGACAGUGAUUAAACCAAGACAUAAAUGCUUGUUUUAGAUGUUACUGUACAGAUAAAUAUAAGUGAAACUAAAUAGCAUAAGUGAAACUACAGUAAAGUAAGUUUAAGCGGCCCUCCCCUUUGUCCUCCAGCUUGAGAUCCAUCAAGAUUUGUCUGUUACAGUAAUCUCAAAAUUCAUCUGCUACAAUGUAAGUAGACUGUAAAUAAGUACUUUUGUUAACUUUAGUUUUGUUUUUGGAUGUGAUUUUUCAGCAAAAUGGUGGUCGAAAUUACGGGGGGGGGGGUUUGGGUGUCCAUGUAAGUCAGACUAGCUUGAGCCCCAUAUAGUCCAACGUAGGGGGUCUUACGGUAAUGUAGUUUGGGCUGAUAUUUCAAAGGAACUUUUGAAAAAUGUCCAUUACGGUACAGCUUUUCUCAUUACAGUACAAUACCAUAUUUCCAAAUUUGCAGAACUGUCGUGUUUGUUCACACUGUUAAUAAUUUUUGAUGUGUGGACAAUUGGAAGACUUAUAAUUUAUAGGAAAUGAAUUUUAAGUGUUGCAUGAAUGAGAUUGUAGUGAGAGAUAUUCUGUAUGGGAGACAUUUGAUAAUGAUGAACAAUUAUUUGCCUCAAGAAUAGCACAGAAAAUGGGUGAAAUAUUUAUAGGGCAGACUUAAACAGGACAAUAGUGUAUGUGUGAGAGUAGAUGAUAGAUUGAUUGAUUGAUUGAUUCUGCAGAGUGCAGGAGAGAGAAGGAAUAUGACACUAAAUUAUACAUCCUAAAUUCUGGGAAAAAUUUGAAUUGUGUAUAAAAGUCGGUCUUGGUACAGUAUAUAUGAUUUCUUGGUGAGGACUUUAUGUUCUACUUGUAUUUAUGUACUGUAUUGUUAUAAUUAAAAAUUUAGAAUAGAACUUAACCCCUUGUGUACGGGAUCCCCUCUAUACUGAAUAAAAUUGUCUGAUGUUAGCCGACUUAAUAUUAAAAGUAGCAUCCCUGUAGUGAAGGGGUUAGUAGAGAUAGUCUACCAACCCCUUGUGUACAGGGUCUCUUCUGUUCUCAACAAGGUCAUCAAACAUUAACAAAAUAAAAUAUUAAAAGUGGUGUCCCUGUAGCGCAGGGGUUAAGAAUAAAAUUAUGUAAAGUAAUCUGUGUUAAUGAAGUAAAAUUAUUUUCUUUGUUUUCCUUGUACAUAAUGAAGUCAUGUAUCCCGGUGAUUUGGAGUUGCACAUUAUCUUGGUUACUUAGGCCUAUUUGACAUCUCCUAUUGUAGUUUAUGUUAGUUUUCCUGUCAAGGCAGCAAGUUUAUGUAUCGUCAGUAUGAUAGAUCCAAUUAUCAGUUACCAUUGUUUAUAAUAUAUAUGUAAUACAGUAUAUACUGUACUGUAUAUGUUUGAUUUGUAUCUUUGAGUGCUUGCAUCUGUAAUUGUAUAGAUAUAUAUUUUUUCUAAGAUUUAUGAACUAAGCUUUAAAUCCAUGACCUAAUGUGUUUAUUCAAGUAAAGACCAAGGGAUUUUUUUUUUAUCUUGUAUGUUUACAGUUAUGGUACUUACAUAUUUUCUUAUUUCAAUAUAGUAUUGCCUUAAUUAAAAUACUGUAGUGUAAUAAUCAUUUGUAAAUCACCACUUUGGGAUAGUGAUAUCAAGCAUUGCAUCCACCUGGUAUUGGUGAGGGGUAACUUCACUGUUGUAGAUUUGUAUUCAUAUUUAGUGAAGCAAGUUUGGUACCCCCUCCCUCAUAUAAAAAUCCCCAGUCACUCAAGUGCAGAACUUAGAAAUAUAUAAGAAUUCAAUUCAUAGUUUCUUUAAACAUUAUAAUUUCUGUGAAAACAAUGGUGCUAAUCUUGGUUUGAUGCAAUUUUUUUCCAUUUAUCUUUCAUUCGUGACAUGUUGUAUGUUAAAAGCCAUGAUGCCGAAAUAAAUGGAUGUAAAAGACCUCAUGUGUGUGUGUGUGUAUUGGUAAUGAUAGUGAAUAUGAGUUUACCGGUAAUAGCUGUAAAACUUUUAUAUGAGAUAAUAAAAUGUUUGGGGUAAAUAUACGUAUACAGUGUGUUUUAUAUAUUUGGUGAUUACAAAUAAUCUUGCCAAUAUCAAACAUAUAUUAUGAAAAGAAAUUAAAUCUACAAUGAAAAACAAAGUACGUACUGUACUUACAGUAUUAUAUUAAUAAAAAAGAACUCAUAAAGUUGUAUUUACAAGUUAUAGUAGUUCAGUGUGAGCUGAUUUUGUGGCUCUGUAUACAUGAAAGCAGUACUGUACAGUGUUAUGUUUCCCUGUAUACAUUUUGCAACAUAUACAAAAAUGUAACAAUCUCACCAUAUUGUUGUCUUCAAAUUUUUUGAAGUUGCUGACAUUGGUUAAACAAAAACUUCAUUUGUGACAUAGCCCCAGAGGAAAAAGUUAAGGGGGUUUAAAUCAGGCAACUGAGCCAGCCAAGGAAUGGUCCCCUUGACUGUAGUUUUGUUAGAAUUUAAAUAAUGAACGUUUAAAAUGGGAGAGAGAUUUGUAAUCACCUGGUGUACUAUACAGAUAUAUUUAAUACAGGCAUAUGUACUCUGUUGGAUUAUAUAGUAGUAUUGCUUUUUUUUCUCUUUUUGCAUUAAAAAGUGAUAGAAGACAGAAUUCUAUACAGGUAUUUCUGUUACUACUGAAUAUACAGUAUACGGUGUUUUGAAAGUAAGAAGCGUUAGUAUUUGCUAUGUGGUCAACAACCGAAUGAUUUCUUUCAAGUUGUUGGUGAUUAUUUAGCACUUGAAAAUUAUUUAUUUACACCAAAUUAGGUAAGUUUUUACAUUAUUUUCUUUAAAGACAAGAUAACAUUAUUUUAAUUGUUAUUAGAUUACUUAUAUAGACUAAAGGUCUUCACAGGCAAAGUUUUAUUUAAUUACUUUACGGUGGGAUUGCUGCUAGUUCAACACCCUCUGUAAACUUGUGUAUAACACAGAAUCGGGAAUUCACUUGUCAGUUACAGUAUCAGUAUUCGCACAAAAGAAUAGGGAGGGCUCGAGAUAAGCACGUGUUUGAAAUAAAAGUUGCUGGCUUGCUAA
Molecule: messenger RNA, 11602 nt
Organism: Homarus americanus (American lobster)
Lineage: Eukaryota; Metazoa; Arthropoda; Malacostraca; Decapoda; Nephropidae
Gene: hob
Product: protein KIAA0100-like
Exons: 49
Coding region: 97-6909 (2270 amino acids)
Source: RefSeq, a predicted model, not a curated record